Symbiodinium sp. CCMP2592 is the source of this 2760-nucleotide messenger RNA. NCBI's taxonomy places the organism in Eukaryota, Dinophyceae, Suessiales, Symbiodiniaceae. The record is from the annotation of a GenBank genome assembly.
AUGGCUGCAUUUGCCUUUUGUGCGAUUCGCGCCUGUGCUGAUUGCGUGAUGAUGGCAGACGGCGAGCCUCUGUGUUGCAUCCCAGCGAUGUGUGACAAUUCGCCAUCUGACAAUUGCAGUGCAUCGGGUAGCACUGCCCAUGGCAAGAUUCCAGGCAUGUAUACGCGGGCAAUUGAUGUUGAUGAGGGCAGUUCCCUGUGCGGUGAAGCUUUCCUUGCUUAUCUGAUGCCUGCUUGGAGUGAGUCGAUAUCAUUCACACCCAAAGUGCACCGGCAUUCCUUAGCACGUUUUGACUGGUGUGGGUGCGCCGUGUUCUUGGUGCUUAUGAGCUUGCGGCCGAUGUUGCGGACCAUGCUAAGUCAUACUGCAGGUCAAGCGGGCAAGGAGAGUCGCCUGAAAGUGCGUCAAUCAAUGCUGUGGCGGUUCGGCACUAUGCCGUGGCCACGUUUUGUCAUUGAAGCUAUGUUGACAGGUCUUCUGAUGGGACCACUCGUGUGUUGGAGCAUCGUUGUCUCUGAUUUUGGUUGUCUCGUGUCGGCGACUGCCACCUGCGGGGAGGUGGGCUUGUUCUUGUUUUGGGCAUUGCAGGAAAUUGCCGUGAGACGCCGCAUGCUAUCGGUUGCAUGCAAUGCUUGCUCUGUGCAGCUCUGGAUCGUCAGUCCAAGCGGUCAGCAUUUGCAGCUUGAUGUGGCUCCUACUUGUACCGUUGAGCAAGUUCAGCUGGUCGUUGCCGAAAUCACCGGCAUACCCACACAGUGGCUUCGAAUGUCUCACAACGGGCGCCUGUGUGCGAACGCGCAGCUGCUGAGCGACAUAGGGUGUGGCGCUGUUUUGCGCGUGCGGGCAUUCCCUUUGAAAGGUGGUGUCGGGCGUGAUGUGGAGUCUCUGAAGACUUUUCUUGCAACCUUGCUGAUUUCGCACGGUGUUCCGCAGGAUGUGUUGCAGCAUCGCGUCGGAAUCAUUCUUGACAAGGUGUCGCUUUCUACACUCCGCCAGGUUGCCAGCAGUGACAACCCAUGGGCAUCACUAAAGAGUGCUUGUAAUGAUCAUAUGAUUCGCAUUCUCCAACCGGAGGAAUUGAAAGCCUACUCAGAUAGGCGGAAAUUGGCAAAACAGAGUGAUUCACUACUGCCGAAAGGCAAUGGUAGGGGCGGGCAUGCCGGAUUGAGCAGCUCAAAGUCUGCUCGCUCCAACCUCCCUACAGUACAUGUGACGGACAUUGACCCAAAACUUGUACAUGUUGAUGUCCAACACUUCAAAGUGCCUGAGGGGGGAGGAUUGGUACGCAGGGACUCGUUGAAGUUUCCCUCUGAUGGCCCGGGCCUGUAUGUUAUGCUGCUUGACAGUAUCAUGCCAUAUCUGCCACCUAGACCACUUCACUUGGAUGCCACUGUUGUCUUUGUCAUUGGGCGCCUGGCACCUGGCAUCGGCAAAUUCGUUGAGCUUCCGGCGUCUGAUGAACAUGGUCGGCCGAUUCUGGUACCAGGCACCGUCGUGCAGUUUGGAAGUGUUGUGGCUGAUUUCGUGGCAAGCUGCCCAUCAGUUGAUUUCAACCCUAUUCCUACGACCCCUGUUGAACUCAAGAUUGUGCGUGAGCUUGUCGCAGAUGAGUGGCAGUCGGUGGUUGUAGAUCCUUUAUCCUAUGCGGCACAGGCCGUUCCUGCUUUGAAGACGGAGGGGGCUAUCUCGCAUUCUUGGGCCCGACACUUCUAUAGUGACCUUCGAAAGAAAUGCCGCCCCCUUGAUGCACAUCACUUUCAUGGGUAUUUCUUGCUUCUGGACUCUGUUCUGGAGCCCGCUCUAAGGGAUUCAGGCACAAAGGGCGUCUUCCUUUGCCCACGAUCGCCCGACAAAACCCGUGAUCAUCGUUUUCGUGUCAUCCCUUGUGUAGGCGCGCUCGAAGUGACAAAGGCCAAAGCUCACGGCUGCGAACGAGCGCUUGGGCUCACACAGCUGCAAUCUGGAUAUGGCAUUCUGGUCAAGCAGGAGCACUUCAAUGAAGUAAAAGCGCAGGUUGCUCCUGGAGCUUUGUUAGAACGUGUUGUGGAGCCAUCGAGCAUGAAGUUCCUGGCACUGAACUUGCCCAAUACCCUCUCUGCCACGCAAGUGUCAAGCGCUUUGCGUAUGCUGGGGUGGUCAUCUGCUAGUGCAAUCCGUCCACUACGUGCUAAGACUUGGCUCAUUGGAGCGGACCAAAAUCCCCCAUCUUUCCAUUUCCGCUUGGGCGAAUUUACCGUGAUGGUAGCACCUUUUGAUCCUACACACGGGCCGAGUGACCAUGUUCUGGUGUCGCAGGCAUGCGCAUCGCAGGAUGAACCCAUGGAGCCCAAAUUUCCGGUGCAGGAGAAGUUUGAUUGUCUUCAGAUCUCGUUGCGGCAUGAGUUGCAAUCCUUGCUUCGGGAGGGGUUGUCUGCGAAUAACGAGAAGUUGGAGCAGAGGAUGUCUGCAUGUGAAAUGCUCGGCGCAAGUAACGUCGAGGCGAUCGCUCAGGUUCAACAAGCUUUGGUCGCAAAUGAGUCUCAGGUCUGUACUCUUUCUCAUCGGGUUCAGAGCCUGGAGGCUGAUGUGAAAGCCAGCCAUUGCGACAUGAUUCAUCAGAUGAAGGAGUUGUUUGCUCAACAUGACAGCCGUUUGGAAAGCCGCCUUGAACAAACUUUUGGUAGUCAACAUGCACGCAUCUCUGCUGUGGAGUUGGCUAUGCGGGAGAGGGAUGUGCGGCGGAAGCCUGAUGACGGCCAUGCUAAUCCGCGUGCAGUUUGA